AUGGACAAUCAAGGUGGCCGGCCCACCGGUCUCAACCAGCAAAUCUUCCAAAUGCCAGGCGGACAGACCAGGUCACAAAAUGGUCUUCCAACCCACCCUUCGGACCUGACGCAGGCCGACCAGCAGAAGGUGAUGGAGCUCGCGCAAAAAUUGGCCGCAUCCUGCCCCGAGCCUCAAAAGAACCACUAUCGCACCCUCGUCCAGACGCGCUUCGCCCAGCGCGCACAGGAGGACACUGCCCAGGGCAAAGACCCUGUGCUUAUUUGGUUUCAACACCAGGCCUUCCAGGGGCUCACCAAGAACAUUGCGAUGCAGAGGCAGCAACGACAACUGAAAGACAAUAUGCCUCCAAAUAUGAACCCGCAGGCACAGGCCACCAUGCAGGCUAGCCGAGAGCAGAUAAGCCCUGCUAUGAUGGAAACGGCUAUUAUACCGGGUGCAAAUGGUAAUUAUGGCCAGUUCAACACAAUUGAGAGCACCAACCAGCAGAAAGUCGGGAUAUUAGCCCAAGAACAAGGUCAGACAGUAGUGUCUACCAGUAACGAUCCAGCUCUUAGCGCGUCGCCGCAUCCUGUUACCAAAGGACAAGGUCAAGAAAUGCCCAUGCAAGAAGUCCAUCCUCAUCAUAAUGAGAUAAAGCAAAAGCAGAUGGCAACCGCUAUGGCGAGGUUGACGAACAUGCGACAGACCCAAGAGCUGCUGUUGAAGCUCCCUUCGACAUUUCGACUAAACACCAUGAGCUCUUCUCUCUCAGCCCAUCACACUAUCUCCAAAGAUUUCACAGGUGGUGAAGAUGCACGAAAUGCUUCCCUGUUCGCUGAUCUAGGCGCUAGAUUAAACGGCUGUCCUCAGGCAAGCAGUAGAAACAAGCCUAAGAUGUAG
Molecule: messenger RNA, 882 nt
Organism: Colletotrichum truncatum
Lineage: Eukaryota; Fungi; Ascomycota; Sordariomycetes; Glomerellales; Glomerellaceae
Source: RefSeq, a predicted model, not a curated record